Lodderomyces parapsilosis is the source of this 414-nucleotide messenger RNA. It is a transcript of the gene HIT1, whose product is annotated as Hit1p. Gene Ontology annotation, cellular component: nucleus; pre-snoRNP complex. Bases 1 to 414 code for a protein of 137 amino acids. The record is from RefSeq and is a predicted model, not a curated record. Gene Ontology annotation, biological process: snoRNA localization; box C/D snoRNP assembly; maturation of LSU-rRNA from tricistronic rRNA transcript (SSU-rRNA, 5.8S rRNA, LSU-rRNA). NCBI's taxonomy places the organism in Eukaryota, Fungi, Ascomycota, Pichiomycetes, Serinales, Debaryomycetaceae. The transcript has a single exon.
AUGCUCUGUCAGAUAUGUAGCCAGAAUGACGGCAAGUACAAGUGUCCCACUUGUAAGAAACCAUACUGUUCACUAGCAUGCUACAAGUCAGAGAACCACAAACAUGAAGAAAUAAAACCCAGCAACAAAACGCCACAGGUGAUGCCCUCACCAGACACAACUGAACCAAUGACUAAAUUCGACAAGUUACUUCAAGAUGAUCAAAUUGAAUACCUACUAAAACAACCAGCUUUACAGUUCCACCUCUUAUCCAUCAUUACUAUCCUACAAGAUGGCUUCAUCAACAACCUCAACCAAGAACAAAAACUAGAAGUCAUGAAUUUGAAAUUGAAUGAUUUGCGAAAAGGCGGAGUCGAGCAAAACGAACUAGUAGAAGAGUUUGUACAAAGAGUAUUGGAACUAGAUGAAGCCUGA